AUGGAGGCCCCUGGUGUACAGCGUGGUGUAGGAUUUGCCGUGGCCACCGGCAUCGAAAAUGGUCCAUCAAUAACCGCAUGCGAAAGUGUUUUCCCUGAUACGGUAGCAGCAGCGGCGAUGGUAGCAACGGGAGAGGAGGAGCCACUGCCCGGUCAACAAGUAGUGGGUGUUCGUAUGCUGUGCGAAGGCGUAACAGAGUUGCACCCAGCGCGCCCUGCUGUACAGAUACCUGGUGCUGUAGCUGCGGAUCCAGCAGAGGCAGCAGAAGGAGCAGUCAUUGCUCCUGUCACUCCUGCGGACUUUCCGAACGUUAAGUGUCUCCAACUUAGCAACCAGAACCUGAUUCAACUUAGCAAUCUGGAAACUUUCACAAGGCUGGAAUCCCUGCGAGUGGACAACAAUUUGCUCCGACGGAUUGGAGGAUCCUUGAGCUGCUUGUCCUCCUUGCUUUGGUUGGACCUUUCAUUUAACAGGAUUGAGGUGAUAGAGGGUCUGGAGGCCUUACCCAACCUCCGUGACCUCUCACUUAGUUACAAUCGCAUAGAGAACAGCAGGAGACGCAUUCUCUCUCUCCUUCCGUCCUUAGAGUAUUUGGACUUUAGACUUCUUUCGCCUUCCGAGAAAGCUGCAGCAGCAGAAGGGCUUCUUCCCGACCAUUACCAACAGCAGGUCGAGUUGAUCCGCGCACAACAGCAGCAUGAGCAGGAGCAGCAACACCAGCAACACCACGAGCAAGAGCAGGAGCAGCACCAGCAACGUGUGGAAAGAUGGUUUGAGCUGCCACAGGAGCUUGUUACUAAUAUCUUUGGGGAGGAGCUACCUCCAGAGGUUCAGUGCCUCAACUGCUUGCAGUCUCACAGAGAUAACUUCUUCCAAACAGUUGGGGCGCUCGUCGCUGCAACGCGGAAGGCACUAGAGCAAAACGGAUCGACGCUGCAGCAACGGAUGCGAUCGUUUAGAGCUGCCUCAGCAGACCUUGAAGCGAAAGCGGAGAAGCAUGCACUCUAUGAGCUUCGCCAGGCGGAAACUCGGAGAAAGGCAGUGCUAGGGCAACUGCAGGAGCUUAGCAAAGAAGUUAUUGCUGUCAUUGCAGAGCGCAUGGAAGAAGAAAGCCAAACGGACGACGCAGCAUCUAAUUCUUCUCGCAUUAGCGGCGAAUCAUUGUCGCUUUCCAGCUUGGCUGCCAUGGAAGACCGUUGCGCCUCCCUGGAGAAAAGCUGGGAAGAGGAGCAGCAGGCUUUAUCGCAUGCGCUGCUGGAGCAUGAACACAAUCUCGCUGAGGCCCUGGCCACAGCAACUGUUGCUAUGGAGUCGGAGGCGGAGGCUGCCACGAAGCUGGCGUUAGAGCGGGUAGGGGACCUCUUCAGACAGAUAGAGACUCAUAUCAAGGCAUUCUCAUCCCAACUAGCCACAGCAGCUAGCCAUGAAAUCACCACGUUCCUCUCCACAGAAGCAGUAGAGGAAAAGGACCCAAGGGCCCAGUUCUUCAUGAAAAGGGAGGACUUGCUGGGAUCUGUGAGCGCAUUGGGAGAGCAGCAGCAGCAAGCAGUAGUAGUGUUGGAGGACCUACUGCAGCAGAGACUUCAGCAGCAGCAGAAAGAGUGGUUUGCUGCUGAGAGGCGACGGCAGCAUGUGCGCCACCGGCUCCGCAUCCAAGAAUUCCAUUCGGUAACAGCAGCAAAUCAGCAACAGGUUGCUGCCGCUGCUGCAAGAAUCAGAGCAGCCCUCUCUAAUAAAGAUUUAAUGACCUGA
This is a messenger RNA of Cyclospora cayetanensis, 1752 nucleotides long. Its product is annotated as dynein regulatory complex subunit 3. The record is from RefSeq and is a predicted model, not a curated record. Gene Ontology annotation, molecular function: protein binding. The transcript is spliced from 7 exons. NCBI's taxonomy places the organism in Eukaryota, Apicomplexa, Conoidasida, Eucoccidiorida, Eimeriidae. The coding region runs from base 1 to 1752 and encodes 583 amino acids.